This is a messenger RNA of Sinocyclocheilus grahami, 1164 nucleotides long. RefSeq names its product histone deacetylase 9-B-like. The record is from RefSeq and is a predicted model, not a curated record. The transcript is spliced from 6 exons. The coding region runs from base 280 to 1065 and encodes 261 amino acids. NCBI's taxonomy places the organism in Eukaryota, Metazoa, Chordata, Actinopteri, Cypriniformes, Cyprinidae.
GAGCCCAAUCUGAAGGUGCGGUCCAGACUCAAGCAGAAGGUUUCUGAGAGACGAAGCGGACCGAUACGCCGCAGAGACGGCAGCAUCCUCGUUACGCCGCCGAAAAAACGAACUCUCGAGCUAACAGAUUCUUCAGCCAAUGAGAGCCCUGCAGGUUCUGGACCGAGCUCACCCAUUGGCUUGUGCAACAAUGAGAACGGCGGCGCGUCAUACCGGUCCAGCACCACUCAAAUCGAGCGUUGUCUGUCUCAGAGGGGCGUACUACAGACGGAGGGGUCCAUGUCCCUGUUGAAUCUCUACACCUCCCCCUCUCUGCCAAACCUCACGCUGGCUCUGCACCCUGCUCACGCACACAUCUGCACGGGAACGGCGCUGAAGGAUCGGAGCACAGAAGGUCUCGCGGCCGCCGCAACUCCCGUCUCGAUGGAGGCUAAAGUGAGCAACGGGCAGCAGGCGCUCCUGCAACACCUCCUGCUGAAGGAGCAGAGACAGCAGAGGAUGAUGUCCCCUGUCACAGCUAGUGUUCCUGUGCUGUCCUCGUCUCCUCUGGUGAUGAAGGAGCGUCCGUCUGUGAGUUCUCGCAGCAGGUUACCGCGGCACCGACCCCUGAACCGGACGCAGUCGGCGCCGCUGCCUCAGAGCACACUGGCUCAGCUCGUGCUGCAGCAACAGCACCACAACUUCAUGGAGAAACACAAACAGCUUCAGCAGCACGUCCACAUCAGCCAGGUUCUGUCUCAGUCCAUCGAGCAGCUGAGGAACCCCAGAACCCAUCUGGAGGAGGAGGAGGAGGAGGAGGAGGAGGAGGAAGAGGGAGCAACUGCGGAGAUCACGCCGCCCCCUGCUGGAGUCAUACGCACACACAGCGACCCCGAGGCCGCCCACACCAGAGUCAUCCGGCUGAAAACCGAGCUUGAGGAUGGGCAGAGAGAGGAAGAGAGACGGGACGUGAGAGAGGAGGACAUGGGGAGAGAUACAGGUGAAGAACAGGACGAGAUUUCAGCACAGAUGAAGAGAAGCCACGCCAAACACUGUCUGGAAAAUAUGACGGAAACUGAUGUUUGAAAAAGAGAAAGAAAUGAGCAAAGGAAGGACUGAAUCUCAUGAAACUUAAAAAAAUGCCCAAGUCACACACUCACACACACACACACACAUACACACACA